CGCACACACACCCUCUAGGCGUAGUCAAAUAUGCAUGCCGUGCGUGCCGACCAAAACAGUCGCCUGCUUUCGGGUAAACACCAUUCAUGAAAUAGAGUGUACAAGCUUUGGCAAAACAACCUCUCCGCAUACUGGUAAAAGAAGAGGAUCAUUAAGCGGAUCAGGAGACAGAAUAGCUGGUUUCACCUGAACAGAAGAGAGACGAUUAUCCUAAUAGUGCGGACCAUCUUUAUCUCUUCUUCUCCCUUCUCAUCCGUCUGUCUGGCUGAGGUGAGAGCAAGGGGGUCCAUGGAGAGAGCUGUAAAUGGCUGAGGAGCUGUGUACCGGUUGGUUUCGCAUUGUUGCAGGUACAGUAGGCUCCUUGGAGAUAGAGGAAUGCAAAUCUGCAACCAUGAUGGAAGGAUUGAAAAAGCGUACCAGGAAGGCCUUUGGGAUACGGAAGAAAGAGAAGGACAAUGACUCUACGGGGUCCCCAGACAGAGACGGGGGUUCUCAGAAGAAGACCAACGGGGCCCCGAAUGGCUUCUACGGAGAUAUCGACUGGGACAGAUAUAACUCUCCUGAGGUGGAUGAUGAGGGCUACAGCAUAAGACCUGAUGAGGAGUCAGAAGAGGGAGCUACCACCAAGAAGUCCCACUUCUUCUCCUCUGAUGAGUCAGAAGAAGAGGAGGACCACCGGAAAAAGUUCAAAAUCAAGAUCAAGCCGCUGCCAGCUGAUCGUGUCGUGGCGGUGCCCUCGGUCGACGAGCUAAAAGCCUCCAUAGGCAAUAUAGCUCUUUCCCCGUCUCCUCUGAGGAGUCCGAGACGUAGCCCGGGUUUGAAAAGGAAUACAUCCAGUGAGGAGAUUGCCAGACCAAGGCGUGUCGUCCCUACUGUUCCAACUGUGGCCUCCCCACCAGCUCCAACACCACAACCCCCCAGCAGUCAACAGACACCUGUCCCUGAGGACACCACCGCCUUAUUUGGGCCUCCUUUGGAAACAGCCUUUGGAGAACAGAAAACUGAAGUGGUUGUCUCUGGGUCCGAUGCAUGGGGUACUUCUCUGUCAGAGCCAGAAUCCUCUUUGACAAGGUCCUUCCCAACAGGAACUCCACCUCCACUUCCACCGAAGAAUGUGCCACCCUCUCCCCCAACGACUGGCCCUCCCUCUGCAGAUGACGCUGCCUCUGAUUUUUCAGAAGUGUCAACAGAAGCAGACGGCAGGAAGCCCUCGAUAGCAGAUUUGGACAACAUUUUUGGACCGGAGCAGGCUCCCCCUGCUGGCGAGGAUACAGUUGACACGUGGGUCUGCUUCAGUGAAGAAUCUCCUAACCCCCCACCUACACCAAAGGACCGUGCACCUCCACUCCCCUCCUCCCCGCCUCCCCCAGAGGAACCAGCGCGUCAGUUACCAGCCUCCCCACCUCCACCCGAAUCUCCUGCCCCUCCCUUACCUACAUCACCACCUCCUCCAGAGGACCCUGCACCCCCUCUCCCUACCUCCCCUCCCCCAAAACAGGACCCUGUUCCCUCUUUACCAACCUCCCCGGCUCCCUCAGAGGAAUCUGCUGCGCCUCCUGUCCCUUCAGGUCCUCCCACGCCUGAAGACCGAAAUCCUAUCACACUCGCCACUUCUCCACCCCCUGCACCACCAAAGGAGCUUGCAUCUCCCCCCGCUUCCUCUACCCCACCUCUCGACUCACCUGCCAGCGUCCCAACAGCUUCUCCUCCUAAGGCAAGCACCCCUCUGGCCGUGACUCCUCCUUCUGAGGAACCUGCAACACGCUCCAUCCCACUGCCCCUUGUCCUGUCUCAAGAGGAGCAGCCCAAGAACACAGAUGCCAACCAACCCAUUGAGGACGUAGGUGAAACUGUGAGCUCGCCCAAAGAUGCUAGCCAGGGCAACCGGAGCACACCUCCCCCUCCUCCUCCCCCAACAUACAGAGCAGUGGUGUCGUCACCGGGUCCCACAUCUGGAGCUGGUGGCACAAAUAGCGGUCCCUCCUCUCCGGUGCGACCCGCCACUCCUUCGUCAGUCAAUCCCACCCCACCACCACCUCCACCUCGCCCCCCUUCACGGCCCAAACUUCCUCCUGGGAAACCCACUGUUGGAGAUGCAAAUCGCCCGUUCAGCCCGCCGGUCCACUCGGCCAGCCCACCUCCCAUUGCCCCAUUGGCGCGGGCUGAGAGCACCUCCUCCAUCUCCUCCACCAACUCGCUGAGUGCUGCCACCACCCCCACCGUCAGCAAAGAGCUCUCCGUGACUGUGUCAGAAGACGAUGCUUAUGUAGACAAACUGCCCACCUUUGAGAGACACUUUGAUUCAUUUGCAGAGAAUGACCAGCCAUCCCUUGUAUGGUUUGACAGAGGAAAGUUUUAUUUAACCUUUGAAGGCUGCUCCAGAGGGCCCAGUCCUCUCACCAUGGGGGCUCAGGACACUCUUCCAGUGGCUGCUGCAUUCACAGAGACAGUCAAUACCUUCUUUAAAGGAGCCGACCCCAGCAAGUGUGUUGUGAAAAUCAUAGGUGAGAUGGUUUUGUCGUUUCCGGCGGGAAUCACGCGGCACUUUGCCAAUAACCCGUCCCCCGCCGUGCUAACCUUCAGCAUAACCAACUACAGCCGACUGGAGCAUGUGCUGCCUAACCCCCAGCUCCUCUGCUGUGACACUACCACACAAGCCAAGGCCGAUGCCAAGGACUUCUGGGUGAACAUGCCAAACCUGAUAUCCCAUUUAAAGAAAGUGGCGGAGCAGAAGCCACAGGCAACAUACUACAAUGUGGACAUGCUCAAGUAUCAGGUAUCGUCACAGGGCCUCCAGUCCACUCCUCUGAACCUGGCAGUGAGCUGGAGGUGUGAGCCCACCAGCACUGACCUGCGGAUAGACUACAAAUACAACGGGGAGUCCAUGUCAACGCCGAUGGCCCUAAACAACGUCCAGUUCCUCGUCCCUGUCGAUGGAGGGGUUUCAAAACUACAGGCCGUCUUACCUCCUGCUGCAUGGAAUGCAGAGCAGCACAGAAUCCUUUGGAAGAUUCCUGAUAUCUCACAGAAAUCUGAAAACGGGGGUGUGGGAUCGUUGUUAGCACGCUUCCAGCUAACAGAGGGUCCCAGUAAACCAGCUCCACUGGCGGUGCAGUUCACCAGUGAGGGCAGCACCCUGUCAGGCUGUGACAUUGAACUGGCAGGGCCAGGAUACCGCUUCUCUCUGAUCAAGAAGAGGUUUGCCGCAGGAAAAUACCUGGCCGACAACUAACCCGAUGCUACUGAGAACAGCACUGUUGAACAAAACAAUAGCAGUGGACUGAGGUUGACACCGAGGACAGAGGACAGACCGACACCAGACAGACUCUCCAAGGACCUUUUCUGAACCCACACGACAGGUCCGCAGCCUACCCAGCAGUAUUGUAUAACUUGCAUAUAGCAUCGUGGAACUGUUUUAAGUCAUGUAAUUAUUGUAUUUGUAUUCAUUUCAUAACAUCUGUAUUGCUGCAGUUAGACACCUGGGUUCUCCCCUCCUCUAAAGUCUGUGCCUCUGCCUCCAUCCUCCUCUGGUCAAUGUUUGGUGGUGUUUUUAAAAGUUUCACUGCAGCUGCCUGACCGAAGACGUGGACGGAAAGAGUUCCGGCGAGAUUGUAACUCUGGAUGACAUUUGCUGUCCCCAGUCCAGAAAAUUUUGGCAGUAAAAAUACCCUUGAGUAAGAUCUUUGUGGUCAGACAUACACCGCAACCUCGGACACAUCGAAAGUUAGACCGAGUAGAGCUGAACCAGGGCCUACGACAAUACAUAGUAAGUUAUACACCUUCAUUAGCACAUAAGAAAAUCACAGCUCUAUAAAUAUUCCUCCUGUUAGGACCCGGGCUCGAAGCCAGAGAUGGCUGUCCUCAGUGUCUCGCACUUGCGGCGGCUACUUGUGCGGCUUUUGCCGGCACCUGAAUGCGUUUACUGAUGCAGUUUGACACAUGUUGUCACAAACAGAAGAAAGAUGGCGUUCCUCGCUGGUGCUUGUGUGUGAUCGGAUGGCACACAAGGUAAAGUAACUAAAAAUUAGAUUUUCAUGCAUUGCCUACUGGUACUACAGGGUCACAUGACUUUGGAUCACAUCCUUUUUUUAAUAUAAAUGCACUGAUCAGUCAAUCAAACUGUUAUUUUAUUUCUCUGGAAUAUACACACAUGGAGAGGUUUUUAGCAAGUUAGGCAGCUGCAAUGAUAAACCAAUGUACUGGAUGCAAAAUAAGAAUAUGUUUUUUUCCCGUCAGAACAAAAGAAGUAUACAAAGUGUCAUUUUAAAUCAAUAAUAUAUAUCUUAAAGGGCGUUUGGUGUUUUCCUCGUAUUGUCAGAUAACCUUUCUGUUGUUCCCAGGACAGCAGUGUUAGACUCCAGAGUACAUGACAGCAUUCUAUUUUUAUUUAUUGAUGACGAUGAUUUGUUGUAUAAAACCUGUGAUUCUGUAUAUGAAUAGAAUUUGAAUGGUAUCACACAACUCAGAACCCUUAAAGGUAUAAAUAUUUGAGUUUUCUCUUUUCUUUUUUUGUUAUCUGUGUAGUUGGGUAACCUGUGUACAGUAUAAGGUAUAAUUUUUGAAUUUAUUUCAGAUAUAAUUUUUUAACUCAAGUGCAACAGAAGAUUUGAGCUAUAUAAUGGGUGUGGGGGUAAUUUAAAGAAAAAGAUAAAUAUCUUCCUGGAUGCUGUGUUAUGCUUUGUGAAAGCAGUGUUAAUGUAGAGCUAGCUAUACCGUGGGCAAGGUCCACACUGUAAAGAAUCAGUUUGACAUUGUGGGAAAAUAUCCUUAUCCAUGUUCUCUUUGAGUUAGAUGAGAAGAUCAGUACCACUCUCAUGUUAAAUAGGAAGCUGGAGCCAGGGGAUGGUUAGCUAAGCUUAGCGUAAACACUGGAAAAAUGGCAGAAACAGUUAAUCUGGCUCUGUCCAGAGGUAACAAAAUCCACCUACCAGCACUUCUAACGCUCACUAAUUAACACAGUGUCUCUCAAAACAACAACAGUUUGUGGUUUUCUGGGCAAUGAAACAUUAGUUUUUGAGCUUUAGAGGCACCGGUAGGUAGAUUUUUAACAUUGAUAGUUAUGAUGGUCAGUUGUUCCACCAUUUUGGUCCAGACUGAAAUAUCUCAGCAACUAUUGGAUGGAUUGAUGAACUGAAAUAAGUUAGGUGGUCCCUUAACUUCUCCUGUAGCACUACCAGCAGGUCAAAAAUUCAGUUACUACAAAACUAAAGACAUUCCCACCAGCCUCAGCUAUACUUUACUUAGAGCUGAUUAAUAAAUAUUAACAUGUUAACACGCUAAACUAAUAUGUUUAACAUGGCAAACAUCGUACCUGCUAAAUAUCAGCAUGUUGGCUUUGUCAUUGUGAGCAUGUUAGCACGCUGACGUUAGCAUACCAAUACCAAGUGCAGCUCUGCCGAGCUGCUAGCAUGGCUGUAGACUCUCAAGUCUUGUUAGCCCGUUGGACAGAGCCAAGCUAGCUGCCCCCCCCCCCCUGCUUUCAGUCUUUAUUUGUAAGCUGAGCUAGAUGGUUGCCGGCUGUAGCUUCAUGUUUAACAGUCAGACAUAAGAUUGAUAUCAAUCUUCACAUCAAAUUCUCGAUGGGAAAGCAAACACACGGUUUCCCAUAACGCUGAACUGUUCCCUUAAAUAUCAACGAGACAGUGGUGACAAAAACCAUCAGUUUUCCUCCACAAUGGUGACGAAGUUUGGUGAUCAUGGUGCCACUACUGGAACAGGAUUUGUUUACUGGUACCAGCUUGUUUUUUUUUGUUUGUUUUUUGUUUUUUAAUUCAAACCUCAUUUUGAUAAAACAAACAUUCUCAGUUCCCACAUCUACCUACUCAGUAAUCAACUCCGCUUUGACCAUGUGUCAUUAGUUAAGCUUCUCACCUGUUUCGUACCCAUUUCUAUUCACCUCAGUGGUACCUAAACUCCCUGAUUAUAUCAUGAGCACAUCCCCAAUCAUCCAAGCGGCACUUGAAUCCGUGGCUUUAUUUUGCAUAAUCGUUAAUGGUCUCUGUGAGAUGACGUGAGCUGAAUGAGGUUGUGGAGCGAUGUUAAGUCGACCAAAAUGUUUUGUUUGUUUUUUGUUUGUCUGUUUGUUUUUUGUAUUUUAUGUCAGUCAGUCCUCUGUUAAGGAGAAUAAGCUGAAUAUUUUUAAAACGUAUAAAAAUGAAAAAAUAUUAUAUUGUUUAAUGUGAAAAAAAUCACUGUGCUGAUGAUGUUGAAAUUCCUAAAUGCUCUGACACUCAACAUGAAGAACAAAAAGUGUCUUUGAAGUGUUGCCGAAGAUCUCUGUAAUGUACUGUAUUUCGGCAUUCUGCUAAAUGCAACCAGUCAUAGUCUUUUCGGAGCUGUUAUAGACGCAACUUAGUCUGGAUUUAGUACAAGAGGACCAUUGGUCUCACAUAAAUAGUCUUAUUCAAUGAUGUGGUACUUUUUAUUGGAUGUAGUUUUUAAAUGAAUGUGGUUAUUUGGCCACUGAUAAAAGUCAGAUCUGGGCCAUGCAGUUCAAAUUAGCAAUCUCGUUCUUGACCAGAUUUUAAAUUUUUGGUGUGCAGACCCAGCAUAAGAGAACACUGACGUUGCAUUUGUUAAAGUGAGGCGAUGGUGAUUGGUGCCAUUUAGCUCCUGGUAAUACAUUAGGUUGGCAACAUUUUCUUUCAGUCAUGUCAGUCUUUCUUCUAGUUGACUGGAGGAAUCAACAUGCCUGAGAGAAAGUUGUUACCCUCUGGGUGAAUCUUGAAGCCAUCAGUGCAACAGUCACUACAGCAUUAUCUACAGGGGCCCGCCAUACACACACCCCAUAAUGCAUCUCUUUUAAAUUACCGCUACGCUACAGCUUACAGGUCUUUCAGCUUGAAAGGCAGAAUACAAAUCUAUCGGUCUGCUGGCUGCCAGAUUUUUCUUUGUAUCUUCUAAUAAGAAAUUGGAUCAAAACCUGUAUUUUCCAGAUUUUCAUUUCCGUGGUGAAUUUGUCCUGCAGUAAUUCAUUAUUGCAUGCAGAGCAUGCAGUAAAAGGUGGGGCAUCUAUGAUGAUAGAUAGUACUGAAAUGACGUGUUGUGCUGAGUGUCACUUACCUGUAUUAAUGUUGAGAAGAGAGCAGGGAGCGUGUUUAUGUGUGCUAUAAGCCAGAAUGCUUUUUGGUUCUGUACCCCUAACCUCAAACACAUGUGCAAGCUGUUUGUACAGUACAUAACAAUGCUAAGAUGAACUGAGAAACUUAGUAUGCUUCUUUCCAAAACCAAUAAAAGUUAU
Xiphias gladius (swordfish) is the source of this 7240-nucleotide messenger RNA. RefSeq names its product SH3GL interacting endocytic adaptor 1a (gene sgip1a). Gene Ontology annotation, cellular component: clathrin-coated vesicle; plasma membrane; clathrin-coated pit. The record is from RefSeq and is a predicted model, not a curated record. Gene Ontology annotation, biological process: clathrin-dependent endocytosis; clathrin coat assembly; synaptic vesicle endocytosis. The transcript is spliced from 28 exons. Bases 305 to 3232 code for a protein of 975 amino acids. Lineage: Eukaryota; Metazoa; Chordata; Actinopteri; Istiophoriformes; Xiphiidae.